CAAGAGGUCAACCACAGGUAUAGAACGCUAGAGCUCGAGGAACAAAGAAGCCGGCGAACGUUCAGUCAAUAUGGGGAAACACAUUAUAGUUGUCCAUGGGUACCUGCUUAGCGGGACAGGAUCGAAUAUCUACUCCUGUAACCUGGCGAUGCAGUGGAAGAAACAGGGCCACGCAAUUACUGUGUUCUGCCAGGACCCGCAGGCGGGAACCUACGACUGGGUGGACGAGUUUUUUACAUCAGAGGCGUCAUGGCCGAAAGAUCCACCAGCCCCAGGCAAAGUGCGAGUCCUGGUCCCCGAUAUAGCCGGCCUGUUACCAGUGUACGUUUAUGAUGAGUACGAGGGCUACACAGUGAAGACCAUUCCCAAUUGUACAGACGAAGAGAUUGAGCGACAUAUCAGCAUGACAUCCAAAGCCAUACGCAAAGCUGUGGAUAUGUGGGGAUGCGAUAAGGAAGAAAGUGUGGAAAAUUCCAUGUAG
Lingula anatina is the source of this 481-nucleotide messenger RNA. RefSeq lists its product as uncharacterized. The record is from RefSeq and is a predicted model, not a curated record. Gene Ontology annotation, molecular function: glycosyltransferase activity. Lineage: Eukaryota; Metazoa; Brachiopoda; Lingulata; Lingulida; Lingulidae.